Penicillium macrosclerotiorum is the source of this 702-nucleotide messenger RNA. RefSeq lists its product as uncharacterized. The coding region runs from base 1 to 702 and encodes 233 amino acids. The record is from RefSeq and is a predicted model, not a curated record. Lineage: Eukaryota; Fungi; Ascomycota; Eurotiomycetes; Eurotiales; Aspergillaceae. The transcript has 2 exons.
AUGUCACUGAGCAUGCAGGGUUCCGGAAGAGAGUGCUGGGAAAACUCUCAACAUAUGGACCUACGCGAUCAUUGCUCGCGCGAGCAACCUCACGCUACAAGAUCCGUCGAGCGAGACGCUGAACGCUCCGAUAGGCGCCGUCCCGCCGAAGAGGAUAUGAUCUAUGCCUCCGACGCGCAACCCGUCCUGGCCGACAGCGAGUUUGGCCGCCUUGAUACCACCGGCUGGUACCCCCACUACAAAGAUUGCGUGCAGUAUUUCGUGGAGUGCGGGCAACAAAACCCAACAGUUCAAUCCAUCGCUGCCUUUAUCAAUAUCCGACUCCCCUUUCAACGCCCUGUGAAUCCUCCCAAUGCACUGGAUACGCAUCCCGCGGCCUUUGUCUCCCUCCGACCUUAUAUCCGUCGUCUGAUCGUGACGGCGCAGGACUCCCCGGUUAUCUUGCAGGCUUUCUUCGGCGAUGGCUGGCAGGCGGGCAUCGGUUGUAUCUACAAGCAGGAACGCACGAACUAUCUCUUCACGGCCAAGAGUAGUGGAUGGGCCGACACCAAGGCCGCCUACGACAUCGCUCCGGACGAGUUGACCCCCUUCCUCCGACCCUUGCGCGACCCCUCCGAGGAGGAGAUACGGGCCGCCGAAGCCCGUUGGAGUGAGUGGUUGGCGAUGGAAGAUUGGAUGGUGGGGGCCCGGAGCCCCUGGUGA